Caenorhabditis briggsae is the source of this 384-nucleotide messenger RNA. The record is from RefSeq and is a predicted model, not a curated record. Lineage: Eukaryota; Metazoa; Nematoda; Chromadorea; Rhabditida; Rhabditidae. The transcript is spliced from 3 exons. Bases 1 to 384 code for a protein of 127 amino acids.
AUGAUCCGUUCAAUAUCGUUGUUAACUAUACUCUGUUCUGUUUACUCGUCAGCUUUAUUAACGGUAAGAAAUAUUAUUGGAUCGCACUUUUAUCAAGAAGUUGAAACAAUUCAGUCAGACCCCUCUAACUUUGUCACCCGUCACUUUCAAGAUCCGAUAUCUAUGUCUUCAGAAUGCAAUGUUUUCGACGAAGCGCAUUUCUGCAAAAUGAUAACUGUAGACACGUCUUUGAACGUCGUCGCGGAAUCGCACAGAUGUGAGUGUCCAGCAAAUCAUAGAUGCCCAACUGAUACAGACGAUACUAAAUUGCAGGUUCGCUGUCAUUAUGAUGAAGAGCGGCAGUGGAACCGUUGUUACCUCCCGUGCACUCCAAUUGAUCUCUAA